Messenger RNA from Lepisosteus oculatus (spotted gar), 1121 nucleotides. The record is from RefSeq and is a predicted model, not a curated record. NCBI's taxonomy places the organism in Eukaryota, Metazoa, Chordata, Actinopteri, Semionotiformes, Lepisosteidae.
CUGCUGUAGUUACCGGGCUCAUCAGCAGCAAGAGGAGAACGUCGGCUACCAAACUGUGGUGAAAGACUCGAUUAAGGAUUUAUUCCUCGGAGACAUGCAGGCCGACAAGGAGAACCUUAGACCAAGCGCACUUUCUGCCAAAACGCAGAAAAGGGAAUAUGUGCGCAUUGUCAAAACCCAGACUUACCUGGGCUUGAUCGCUAGCGUCAUUCAGCAGUCUCCAACGAGAAGACUGACAUUUUUUCAAGUAAAAUACACCUCUGUAAAAUAUAAUGAAGACUCUAAAAGGGUUCGUUUUGGGACAAGAGAAAAAACUGGAAAAUUGCGUUACUUUGACGUUACUUUGACGUCCAACAAGUGCUUUGUAAAGGUCCCCGUCAAUCCGGAGAACCCCAAGGGAAAGAAAAGCUUUUGGGAGUUUGACGAAACUCGCAUCACCCCAGUACUAUUCCGACGUCACUUUAAGGGCUUGGAGGGCACCUUCGCGCAUCUGGCUCAGAGAAUGAGCAGAGGAGCGAAGGAAAACUCUCCGUCUUCGGCCACUCCAAGCGCUGCCAAGCAGCCGAAUACAAAAUUUACCGGCUCCUUUUCAAUCGAAUCCAUCUUAAACGAGAAAAGAUCUUCCCAGUCGAUUGAGAGAUGGUGCCCUUUGCCGGGAAGUUUGGAAGUGGUCCGAGGAGGAGCUACAGGGAACAUCGACAGGGAUGAACAGGUGUUUGGCUUCAGUGAAACCGUCGUGAAUUUCCGAGGACGCACGCCGAUGGAAACUGAGCCUAGUGAUCCGUUUUCCACCAGCGGGCAAGAAAGGCAUGGGAUCGACUGUAUGUACGCAAGAUCGGGUUUUACACUGCUACAAGACGACCCUUAUGAAUGGAUAUGCUCAUCUACUUACCUCCCUUCCCACACCUUUCCACCUACUUUAACAAUCAAUAUGAUGAGACCCGGUACUGCUUUGGACUUCAGCAACCAGUUGAGUUACCCUCUGGGCCUGUACAGUUCUGAGACACAAUGGGGUCCUCAACACGUUUGGGUCGACCGCGAAUAUGACGGACUAACGUUUGCAAGCCGCUUGACUCAUGAAAGCUAACGCUUGUGUUUGGUAGCGUCCGCAUCUUUUUAAU